UCACGGUCCGCUUUUCCGGCCAAUAGGAACCUAGGUGGCCUAGCGGGAGGUUGGUGUCGCGCUGCUGGGGUGAUCUGGCGCAGAGCUUAGGUGGUGUUCGGCGCUUGCUCCUGCUCAGCCUCACUGCUUGCAGCCACCAGGUCGUCUGCUCAGCUCUUUUGGCCGCCGGCAAAAUGUGGAUGACGCCUAAGAGGAGCAAAAUGGAAUUCGAGGAGACUCGGGGAUUCCGGCCCGAGUGGACCCAGCGUUAUUUGGUGGUGGAGCCUCCGGAGGGCGAAGGGGCCCUGUGCCUGGUCUGUGCCCACCUCGUCGUGUCCACCUGCGAACGCGACGUCAGGCGCCACUACGAGGCCGAGCACCAGUACUACCAGCGGUAUGUGGAGGAGGGCGAGCGCGCGGCCCUGGUGGAGCGGCUGCGGCAGGGGGACUUGCCCGAGAUCAUCCCGCCCACCCCCGAGGAGAGAGCUGCUCGUGCAGGCCUCGGGAUCGCCCGCCUCUUGGCCCUGAAGGGUCGCGGCUGGGGUGAAGGGGACUUUGUGUACCAGUUAAUGGAGGUGGUGCUGAAAGAUGUAUUGCCGGAUCACGUAGACGUUUUGGGAGGCAUUGAUUUAUCUCCAGACACCAUCCGGCAGAGGGUCCUGAACAUUAACGAGAAUCUACGUAGUCAGCUUUUUAACCGAGCCAAGGACUUUAAAGCGUAUUCCCUUGCGUUGGACGACCAGGCUUUUGUGGCCUAUGAGAACUACCUCCUGGUCUUUGUCCGCGGCGUGGACCAGGACUUGGAGGUGCAAGAAGAGCUUCUGACCAUAAUCAACCUAACUCACCACUUCAGUGUCGGUGCUCUCAUGGCGGCAAUCCUUGAGGCCCUGCAGACAGCAGGGCUUAGCUUGCAGCGAAUGGUUGGACUAACCACGACCCACACUCUGAGGAUGAUUGGCGAGAACUCAGGACUGGUGUCAUAUAUGAGAGAAAAGGCUGUAAGCCCCAACUGUUGGAAUGUCAUCCAUUAUUCGGGAUUCCUUCACUUGGAACUGUUGAGCUCCUACGAUGUGGACGUGAGUCAGGUCAUAAAUACCGUAUCUGAAUGGAUACUUUUGAUUAAAACAAGAGGCAUUAGACGACCCGAAUUUCAGGCUUUACUAACUUCAUCUGAAUCAGAGCAUGGCGAAAGGGUUAAUGGACGGUGUCUGAACAAUUGGCUUAGAAGAGGGAAAACUUUAAAACUACUAUUUUCGUUAAGGAAAGAGAUAGAAGCAUUCUUGGCUUCCGUAGGGGCAACGACAGCCCAUUUCUCGGACCAACAAUGGCUGUGCGACUUUGGCUUCUUGGUAGAUAUCAUGGAGCACCUUCGAGAACUCAGUGAACUGUUGCGAUUCAAUAGAGUCUUUGCUGCUACCGCCUUUGACCACAUUUGUAACUUUGAAGUUAAGCUGAAUUUACUUCAGAGACACAUGGAGGAAAAAAAUCUCACACACUUUGCUGCCUUGAGAGAAGUUGUUGAUGAGCUUAAACAGCAUGUUAAAGACGAUGAAAAAAUACUUGAUCCUAAUCGGUACAAAGUGGUAUUCAGUCGCCUUCAGAAAGACUUUGAUAGACAUUUCAAGGACCUCAAGUUCAUUAAAAAGGACUUAGAACUCUUUGCAAAUCCAUUUAACUUUAAACCUGAAUAUGCACCUAUUUCAGUAAGGGUGGAGCUAACAAAACUUCAGGCAAGUUCCGAACUUUGGGAGGAAUAUAGGAACAAAGACUUGGGACAGUUCUAUGCUGGGUUGUCUGCUGAAUCUUACCCAAUUAUCAAAGGGGUUGCCUGCAAAGUGGCAUCCUUGUUUGAUAGUAGUGAAAUCUGUGAAAAGGCUUUUUCGUAUUUGAUUCGAAACCAACACACCCUGAGCCAGCCAUUGACAGAUGAGCAUCUCCACGCCCUGUUCAGGAUCGCCACCACGGAAAUAGAGCCACAUUGGGAUGCUCUUCUAAGGGCAAGAAAUGACCCUAAUCCAUAAACCUUCGUAGUCCAACAUUGAAACACUCAACCAGAAUCCAGUUCUGAAGGCCAAAAUUUGAUUUUUCAAGUGGUACUAAUUUGGAUUGUGAGAAAACACCAAGUUUUUUCAUUCAAAUUAAUCACAAUUCAGGUUCUCCUGAUUUUUUUUCCAUCUCAAGAGGCAGCAUGGGACUGAAACAUGCAAACACCUCUUUUAAAGCUUAAUGGCAAAGUCACUGUCUUUUGCUUUUAUAAUGUAAUUGUUUUUAAAGAAGUUUAGUACUGAUGAUGUGAGUGGAGUUAGAAGUCUGUUUUUAAGGUGUUUCGAAGAAAUUUUAGCUCUUAAGUGAAAUGUUGAAAUUCUGAUGCAUAUAGUCUGAAAUUAUCAGCUCCUUAAAUGUAUGUUUGAGCCAAUUUGCAGAAACUCGUAUAGCAAAUUCUGAAGUUUCUGAAAAGGAAGAACGUACAUUCAGUGGAGGUGCUUUACCAGAGUGUUUGAAGCUUUUUCAAAAACGUGUGUGAGUCUGAGUUAAAUAUUGACAGGUUACCUCCCUCUUACCUCCUCCCUAUCCACCCCAGUGCUAAUGCUAUUACUAAUAGAGGAUAUAAUCAAGUUAAAUUUUAGGAGCAAGAAUUAUUUUUGAGUCGCUGGUUAGAAGGCUUCCUGCAGUUUGGAGAUCAGACUAAGCAAUUAUUGGAGGUUUUCCCUGAAUGAUUCACAAUUGGGUGCUGUUUUACCAGCUCGCGUAUUAAAGGACUAUGUCCAGCAAAUUCAAGGAACCAGGAUGCAACCAAGAAUUUAGAAGGAACUGAUGCCUGAGCAAUCAAAAUAGUGCCAUAAGAACCCAAGAACCAAAAUUGUGUCAUUGGUUCUCAACCUGAGGCAAGUAAACCAACCCCCUUUCCACAAGAUGUUGGGACAUACAGGGGAUUUUUUUGGUUGUUACAUUUAGUAGGGGGGAGGGGGGAUCUGCUGGCAUUUAAGUCAUAAGAUAGCCUGGCGCAAUGAAGAAUCAUCCCUUUCAAAGUGCCAGUAGCCCCUCCCAGGGUAGAUUAUUUUAUUUUGAGGGAUGGGGAAAAUUACCAGUAGAAGCAAAAUUAGAAGGCCAAGUUGGGCAAACUGACAAUACUUGAUAGGGAAGACUAAUGCCAACAUUCUGAGUGUGGUUGGUAGGGUGCCGUCAAGUCCCUGUUAUGUUCUGGCAGCUCACAGUAGCAUUUAUAAAUCAGUAAUUGAUAUUGAACCAGAAUAAAGGGCUUGAUUCUGUUAUAUACAAUUCAUUGAGGGCAGAAAAGCAAGAGUUAUGACAAGAUACUUACCAAGAAUGGUCAAGUUGAGAUUUUAGUUAACAGGGAGUAGGCUUACAUUUUGGGGGG
Phyllostomus discolor (pale spear-nosed bat) is the source of this 3358-nucleotide messenger RNA. It is a transcript of the gene EPM2AIP1, whose product is annotated as EPM2A interacting protein 1. NCBI's taxonomy places the organism in Eukaryota, Metazoa, Chordata, Mammalia, Chiroptera, Phyllostomidae. The transcript is spliced from 2 exons. Bases 174 to 2000 code for a protein of 608 amino acids. Gene Ontology annotation, biological process: positive regulation of glycogen (starch) synthase activity; response to insulin; positive regulation of glycogen biosynthetic process. The record is from RefSeq and is a predicted model, not a curated record.